AUGGCACCUGCAGCUCCCUUCAAUCCCCCUGCGGCUGACCUGCCUGGCAAGCCUUUUGUCCCAACAUGGGUCCCCCCACCGGUCACUCAGCAAAAGGAGAACUUUGCUGAGCUUAGCUCCAUUGAUCUUUCUUUGAUGGACUCGGAUGACCCUGCCGUCGUUGAGAAACUUGUCCAGCAGGUUAAGGUCGCCAUUCGUGAUGACGGAUUUCUCUUCCUCGAGAACUACGGAGUCUCCCUAGAGCAGCUCCACCGCCAAUUCUCUCUUGCACAGUAUCUAUACCACAACAUUAGCGAAGAGGACAAGGAACGCCUUUUGUUCGAUCCUGAGACUGGUGUUUGGUCCGGUUACAAACACCCUUAUGGAUUCAAGCGUGAACGCGGACCCGAAGACGGCAUCGAGCAGUUCAACUGGUACAAGCCUGACUGGAACGACAUCAACCGUGUUCCCACAUGCCUUCACCCAUUUAUGGACGAGAUCGAAGAGUUCUCCAACUAUCUGACCAAGUCCGUCAACCGCCGCCUCCUGACUCUCUUCUCCCGCGUCCUCGAGUUGCCCGACGACUAUCUCUGGGACAACGUUCAGUCACACGGCUGUCCAACUGGCGAGGGCUACUUCCGCCAUGCCCUUUUCCGCCCUGUCCAGAAGAAGACCCAAGAGGCGUCCAAGGGCCUGCGCAUGCACGGUCACACUGACUUUGGUCUGACCACAUUGCUCUUCUCUGUCCCCAUCUCGUGUCUCCAGAUCUGGGGCCGCGAUGAACAGUGGUACUACGUGCCCUACAAGCCCGGUGCGCUUGUUAUUAACAUUGGUGACACCCUGGAGAUUGUUUCCGGUGGUCAUUUCAAGGCUACUCGUCACCGUGUUUACAAGCCUCCUGUCGAUCAACUGCAGCAGGAGCGUCUCUCCCUGGUGCUUUUCAACAGUUCUGUUGGUGAAUUGCGCAUGGGUCCUGCAACAGAUUCUCCACUUAUCCAAAGAGUUGGGUGCGUUGAGGAACAGGGUGUCUACAAGGAGUUCAAGAGUCUCACAUCCCAAGGAAAGCUUGUGCCUACCAACCGUCAAUGGCGCGAAAUACAGAUCUCUACCGCUACGGAUCCUACGGACCAAGAGCGUAACAGAGUUGGUGCUGAUCAGGUCCUCAUUGAUGGUAAGAUUAUGCAUCAACGAGAGUACAUGGGUGUCAAGGUUGUCCUGCCUGUUUGA
Messenger RNA from Penicillium concentricum, 1206 nucleotides. RefSeq names its product Oxoglutarate/iron-dependent dioxygenase. Bases 1 to 1206 code for a protein of 401 amino acids. The transcript is spliced from 4 exons. Lineage: Eukaryota; Fungi; Ascomycota; Eurotiomycetes; Eurotiales; Aspergillaceae. Gene Ontology annotation, molecular function: dioxygenase activity. The record is from RefSeq and is a predicted model, not a curated record.